This is a messenger RNA of Cannabis sativa, 2046 nucleotides long. RefSeq lists its product as uncharacterized. Lineage: Eukaryota; Viridiplantae; Streptophyta; Magnoliopsida; Rosales; Cannabaceae. Gene Ontology annotation, cellular component: nucleus. The record is from RefSeq and is a predicted model, not a curated record. Gene Ontology annotation, biological process: dGTP catabolic process. The transcript is spliced from 19 exons. Bases 277 to 1692 code for a protein of 471 amino acids. Gene Ontology annotation, molecular function: dGTPase activity.
CAACAACAGUACCAAUCUUCUUCUUCUUUUAUUCCAUUCCAUUCUCAUCCAAAUUAUAAAAAUAAAUAAAUAAAUAAAUAAAUAAAAUAAUCCCUAAUUUCUUGGAAGAAAAAUCAUAUACAUUCCUCUACAAAAAAGGAAAGUAGGUUCUUUUCUAUUCUACUCCAUUUAUACACACACAUAUAUAUAUACGCGUUAAUAGGUGCUCCAUUGUUGAAAUUGAGGUCCAAAGCUUUUUGACUUCACUGUUUGGCCUUCUCGGAGUCUUGAAGCAGAAUGGGAGCCCGUCGAAACGGCGACGUUGCGUUCUCUCCCUUUUGUAGUUUCUCAUCCUCUAACAACACCAGACUCGGCAAACACGUUCACGACAACGUCCAUGGCAACAUUUACCUUGACCCUCUUGUUUUGAAGUUUAUUGAUACUGAGGAGUUCCAAAGGCUUAGGGACCUCAAACAACUUGGCAUGACACACAUGGUUUAUCCUGGGGCUAUGCAUUCUCGGUUCGAACACUCUCUUGGGGUGUAUUGGCUUGCUGGGGAAUCUGUUCAGAAGCUAAAAACUUAUCAGGGUUUGGAGCUUGGUAUUGACAAUUUUGAUAUUCAAACGGUGAAGCUUGCUGGACUUCUCCAUGAUGUGGGUCAUGGACCUUUCAGUCACUUGUUCGAACGUGAAUUUCUUCCUCAAGUUGUUAGUGGUUGUACUUGGUCUCAUGAACAAAUGUCAGUGAAUAUGAUUGAUCACAUUGUUGAUCAGCAUUGUAUUGAUGUUGACCAUGAAAUGAUCAAAAGAGUGAAGGAAAUGAUACUAGCUAGCUCUGAAUUUAAACUUCCUCAAGGGACAAGAGAAAAGAACUUUUUAUAUGAUAUUGUUGCUAAUGGCCGUAAUGGAAUUGAUGUUGAUAAGUUUGAUUAUAUCGUCCGUGACUCACGAGCCUGUGCUCUUGGAUGCAAUUUCGAGUUUGAAAGGUUAAUGGAGACUAUGCGAGUUUUGGAUAAUGAGAUAUGCUAUCGGGCCAAGGAUUACCUUACUGUCCACAAAUUAUUUGCCACUCGAGCUGAUCUUUACCGAACAGUAUAUACACAUCCAAAAGUAAAGGCCAUAGAGCUUAUGGUAGUGGAUGUCUUGGUGAAAGCAAAUGAGUAUCUACAUAUUUCUUCCUUCAUUAACGAACCCUCAGAAUAUUGGAAGUUGGAUGACACAAUAAUUAAAACCAUUGAGAUUUCUUCUCAUCAAGAAUUGCAAGAAUCUAGAGAUUUAAUCCAACGCAUACGAAGGCGAAAUCUUUACCAGUUCUGCAACGAAUAUGCGGUACCUAAGGACAAGCUAGACAACUUCAAAAAUGUCACAGCACAAGAUAUUAUUUGUUCUCAGAUAAAUGGUGGAGUUAUACUCAGGGAGGAGGAUCUUGUUGUGUGCAAUGUUAAGAUUGAUUUGACUCGUGGAAGGUACAAUCCAUUUGAAAACAUCCAUUUUUUCCAGGAUUAUGAAAGUGAGGAGAAAUUAUGUAUACCUAAUGAACGUAUUAGUCACUUGUUGCCGACAUCUUACCAAGAUCUGAUAGUGAGGGUGUACUCCAAAAAGCCUGAAUUGGUGGGAGCUAUCUCGGAUGCUUUUGAAAAUUUCCAAUUAAAAACAUACGGAAUCAAAACGCAAGUGCAUGCGACUCCAGAGAAAAAGAAACAGCGUGCAUGAGGAUGCUUAAAAAAAAGUCUGAACAAAAUAAAAUAAAAUGCUACGGUGCACCACAAAUUAAUCAAGCUAAAACACCUUGGGACCACACAGAAGCAUAUGAUUUUUGCUUGAUGGUGAUUUUUCUCAACUGGGAUUAUCCCAAAAAAUUUUGUAUAGACAUGUGAGUUUGUGAACUUUACAGUUUUACUAAAAUAUUGUUUUUUUUUCUUGCUUCUGACUUUCUCUUAUUAAAAGCAAAGUGUUACUUCUGUUCUGUUUUGAGGCUGAUAGUUAGGUUACUUGGUCACUUCUUCUUCUUCCUGUAUGCUACUACUACAAUGGUUUGUCUGCAAUAAAGUUGGAUAAUUAUGUUGU